UUAAAUAUAGCAAAGGCCAAAGGGUAGAGAAUCUUCUUUGCCUAUAGCAUUUUUGUCUUCAGCUCUCAGUGACGUCCUGAAGCUAAAACACCUAAAAAUUUCACUGAAGUGCUUGAAACCUCCAACUAAUAAUAGAGUGAGAAGAUGAAGAUAUUGAAGUUUAGGCUUCUACAAAUAUUUCUAAUUCUGAUUUUCUGCUAUGUGGCAGCAGAAGCAGAAGAGAAGAACCAGAAACUCAGAAAGACUUAUGUAAUUCAUGUGGACAAGUCCAGUAUGCCGGCAAGUUUUGAUGAUCAUUUUCAAUGGUAUACUUCAACUUUACAAUCAGUAUCAGAUACUGUAGACAUGCUCUACAUCUACGACAAUGUGAUUCAUGGCUUCUCCACAAGUUUAACCGCCGAAGAAGCUGAGUCGCUUGAAAACAGACCAGGAAUCAUCUCAGUCCUGCCUGAAGUUAGAUAUGAACUACACACAACUCGAACACCAGAAUUCCUUGGAUUGGGAAAGAGUGAAGCUCUCCUUCCUGCAUCUGAAGCUGAGAGUGAGGUCAUUAUUGGAGUCUUAGACACUGGAGUAUGGCCAGAGCUGAAAAGCUUCGAUGACACGGGGCUUGCAACUGUCCCAGGUGGUUGGAGAGGAGAGUGCGAGGUGGGCAAGAAUUUCAACACAUCAAGCUGUAAUCGGAAACUAAUUGGUGCCAGGUAUUUCUCAAAAGGGUAUGAAGCAGCACUCGGGCCUAUUGAUGAAACCAUGGAAUCAAAAUCACCGAGAGAUGACGACGGUCAUGGAUCUCACACAUCAACUACAGCUGCUGGUUCAGCAGUCUCCGGAGCCAGCCUAUUUGGUUUUGCUUCUGGUACAGCGCGCGGUAUGGCAACAAAAGCCCGGGUUGCAACAUACAAGGUAUGUUGGCUUGGUGGGUGUUUCGGUAGCGACAUCGUAGCCGGCAUGGAUAAAGCUGUGGCAGAUGGAGUAAAUAUUAUAUCUAUGUCAAUUGGGGGAGGUCUGUCAGAGUACUACAGAGAUACUGUCGCAAUCGGAGCUUUCACUGCAAUGACACAGGGAAUUCUUGUAUCCUGUUCAGCUGGAAACGGUGGACCAUAUUCGGGCAGCCUAUUCAACGUUGCACCUUGGAUAACCACUGUAGGUGCUGGAACUUUGGACCGCGAUUUUCCGGCCUAUGUUACCCUUGGAAAUGGAAAGAAUUUCACUGGUGUAUCUCUGUAUGGUGGAAAACCAUUAUCCAGUUCCUCGGUGUCACUAGUUUCCGCUGCUAAUGCAAGCAAUUCAUCAGGCGGCAAUCUUUGCUUGAUCGGAAGUUUGAUUCCCGCAAAAGUUGCAGGGAAAAUUGUGAUAUGUGACCGAGGGUCCAGUGCAAGGGUGCAAAAGGGUGUUGUGGUGAAAGAUGCAGGCGGUGUUGGGAUGAUCUUAACAAACACUGCAUCUUAUGGGGAAGAGCUAGUUGCAGACGCACAGCUUUUGCCUUCAGCAACGGUAGGCCAAAAAGCUGGUGAUGAAAUUAAGAAAUAUGCUUCUUCAGAUCCCAAUGCAAUGGCCACGAUCACUCCUGGAGGCACACAAUUGGGUGUCAAACCAUCACCAGUUGUGGCAGCGUUCAGCUCCAGAGGGCCAAAUCCAAUCACUCCAGAAUUGCUCAAACCAGACCUUAUAGCGCCAGGGGUCAAUAUCCUGGCUGGCUGGACCGGUGCCACUGGUCCAACCGGGCUACAAAAUGACAACAGACGUGUGAGUUUCAAUGUCAUUUCAGGCACAUCGAUGUCAUGUCCCCAUGUAAGUGGGUUAGCCGCACUUCUCAAGGCUGCCCACCCAGAAUGGAGUCCUGCAGCCAUUAAGUCUGCUCUCAUGACCACAGCCUACUCAACAUACAGCAAUGGAGAAACCAUUUUAGAUGUUGCCACUGGACAACCCUCAACUCCGUUUGAUUACGGUGCCGGACACGUGGAUCCUGUAGCAGCUCUCGAUCCUGGCCUUGUCUAUGAUGCCAACGUUGUGGACUACCUUGGCUUCCUCUGUGCCUUAAACUAUACCACAGCCCAGAUUAAGCAAGCCACAAACAAAGACUUCACUUGCGAGUCCAGCAAAAUUUACAGCCUGGGGGACUUUAACUACCCAUCUUUUUCUGUUCCUUUGCAAACUGCAUCAGAGAAAGUUGGUGGCACUGGUGGUGCGACCAGCACUCUGAAAUACGCUAGGACUCUUACAAAUGUGGGCACUCCUGCAACGUACAAGGUAUCAGUAUCUCCACAGAUUCCAUCAGUGAAGAUUUUGGUUGAGCCAGAAUCACUGAGUUUCAGUGAACAAAACGAGAAAAAGAGCUACACAGUGACGUUUACUGCUAGUUCUAUGCCAUCUGGUACAACCAGCUUUGCUAGUCUCCGGUGGUCAGAUGGGAAACAUGUUGUUAGUAGUCCAAUAGCAUUAAGCUGGACAUAAUCAACCACUUUCAGGAAUUGGCCAAUUACUAAAUCAUGGACAAAGAUAUGCCUCCAAGCACAAUGAAAUCUCACUCUAUGUUACAUAAACGGUAUAUGAGGAUUAGCCUCACACCAUUCUAUUAUGUUUCAGCAGCUGAACUAAGCUGGAAGUUGCAUUUGUAAUUGCUCUCCACACAGGACAGGGGAUUAAGAAAAGAAGGGGACAGAUAAUUGUACAUAAAAAUCAUGCGUAUGAUUGUUGUUGAAUGUAUUUUAAUAAUAUCUCACUAAUGAGGUGAUGGUUUGUGAAUA
Mangifera indica (mango) is the source of this 2747-nucleotide messenger RNA. RefSeq names its product subtilisin-like protease SBT1.7. NCBI's taxonomy places the organism in Eukaryota, Viridiplantae, Streptophyta, Magnoliopsida, Sapindales, Anacardiaceae. Gene Ontology annotation, biological process: proteolysis. Gene Ontology annotation, molecular function: serine-type endopeptidase activity. The record is from RefSeq and is a predicted model, not a curated record. The transcript has a single exon. The coding region runs from base 145 to 2454 and encodes 769 amino acids.